Molecule: messenger RNA, 726 nt
Organism: Parnassius apollo (apollo)
Lineage: Eukaryota; Metazoa; Arthropoda; Insecta; Lepidoptera; Papilionidae
Source: the annotation of a GenBank genome assembly
UUGGACUUUCUUAAGGAGCUACGCUAUGGAACCACAACCGUGAAGCAAUCUACAAGGAAAAGGAAGUUAAAUUUGAUUGCUGGGAGAAGUGUUGGAGAUGGAACUGAAGGUAAAAAUUCUAGGGAUUAUGAUGAAACUGAAGAUUAUGUGGAUUCUGAAGACGGAGAUGUAAAAAACAAAAAACGGAAAGAGGCUAAUAUAGAGAAUGUAAUCGAUCAAAAUGAAAAAAAUACUGAAGAGACGCUUAAAGAUUAUGUUGAUUCUGAAGACGGAGAUUUUAAAAAUAAAAAACGGAAAGAGGCUAGUAAAGACUGUGAAAAUUAUGAUAUAAAAUCAAUGCCAAUCGUUUAUGAUGAUGAAUUUGAAAUAGAAAAUGAAUACUCUCUGGGAUUACCAAUGUGUGAUGAAGAUAAUAAGGAGAGAUUUGGACAUUUGAAUACAAGCUCACAAGUCUUAGCAGAUAUUACAAUUGGAAAUAUUGAAAAAGAAGAGAAACAAAACAAAAAAAUUAACUUUAUUUCUAUUAAAACCUUUUCUAAGGAAAUACAUGUCAAUAAAUGUAAAAACAUAUCGAAAAGUUUUUAUAUUACAAAACAAAAACAUGUUAUUGAUGAUGAAGCGAAACCUAGUACAAGUGGUAUAAAAUCUAUUCCCUCAAGAAGAACGUCUUAUUACAAAAAUGAGAACGAUAUUCUUAAAGAUUUGAUGGAUGAGAACAUGCAAUGA